CUGGCGCUGGGCAAGGACAUUGGGGGAGAAGUGACAUUUGUGUAACGUUGAUAACAGUUUCUUCUUCUUUAUAAAUUAUUCAGAUAUUUCCGUCAAUCGGAUUUAGGCCCACUCUUGCACCUCUGCACAGUGAACUGUCGCGUCGGUGAUUUACACCUGAUUCAUUGAGGAUAGGUAUGCGUUUAUGUUUACAUGCAGGUCAGCUAACUGGCUGGCAUUUAUAGAGUUAAAGGAUUGAAGUUGAACUGUGAAGGAGCGUGUCACUAGAGGAAGCAGUGGAUGAGAGUCACUUUCCUCCUCUUUGAGUUGCAUGAUAAUGUCAUCUUACUGAGUGUCCAUUGAGGUUGCCCCAACACCCUGACUUGAAUGGCUGUGUGCAGAGGGGGUGUCUCUCUUUGGGUGGGAUGUGUCAGGAACCAUAGCGGCAGACAACCAAUGAUGAAACAGUGCUGGAAUCUAUGUCAGACAACUGAAUUUCACCUAAAUGACAACUCUAGGACUCUGAGCAGUGCAUCAUGGGCCUUGGCCCCUCCGAACAGUCUACGCUACCAGUCCCUUAAACGUCCAGCCCUCUCCCAUCCCUUCCACCAUGCCUGCCAGCCCAACAGCGCUCCCAGCCUGGAGGAGGGUGAGUGGGAGGAGGUCAUCAGUCUUUGUGUCCUGCUCAAACCUGGGGAGGCCGAUGAGCAGCACACCAUGGUGGAGGUACCACUGCUCGGGCAGACCAAGUUAAGCGAGCUUCUGGCUUUGGGGUCCAAUAGACCCUUUGACUUGCUUUUUCCUUUAACCACUGUUGAUGGUAGCAGAGAUGAUGAUAUAAGCAUUACCAGAAAGAUAGGGACUGAGAUAAAGCCCCAGCAGGAGCUGAGGGAGAGAGGCUCUUUCAGGAGUCUUUUUGAGACGGAGGGAUGUCCCACCCCGUUUAUGUUGGGAUCUUGCUUCUAUUGCUUUCAUUGCUCCGGGACAGAGUCUCACUCAGAGACAGUGGACAAAAUAAGACUGGGACAGGAAGAGCAGAGCUUCUAUCCAGCCCUCCAUGUCACAUAUUGCAGCCAUGCUGAGAUGGUGAGUGUGGACAAGAGUUCGAGUCAGAAGGACAUGGAGAAUGAGGAGAAACUUGCCCUGAUGUACGAAAAGUUGAGAGUGGAGCUGCCCAGUUUCUUUGUGAAAAAUCAUGACUACAGCUUAUACUCUGAAAAUGUUGAGUUCAUCAAUGGUCUUCUGAACACCAAGACAAGGGGCCGUGUAGCAUACCAAUUGUCUCUGACACUUUGGCGAUUGAUGUGUCUGUGUUACUAUGCGGAGGCUCAGCUUGAAGUGCUGAAGUUGACCAAGCAUCAAGAAGACGGCUCCAUCAAAGCUCGCUGGAGAGUCAAAGGCCUUCCCUUCCACUCCCUUCUGGUGUUCUUCUACAAAAAAGACAAGAGCCAACUUUACAAAACAUAUGAUGCAUUCUCCACCUUCUAUCUUGGCUCUGAUGGACGAAUACACUGUCAUAAAGUUGAAAAGGUUAUGCAGGCUCGCCCUCCCUUGCUGCCAAAAGUGACCUCAGUGCUGGCCGGAGCUGUGGUGGCUCUGGGCAUUCAGGAACACCGACCAGCCCUCAACCUGCUCCCACUCCUGCUGUCUUCAAUCCGACAGGCCCGAGCCUGAGCUGCAAAGAUGAAUACAGCACUUUCUGUAGAUUUGUAUGAUCAGGAGGACAUGUUUGGUGACACCAUUAAAAAGACUGAAAAAGAUGCAGAGCGUAAGAUUCAGAGAGAGCUAUACUGAGUGUCCUGAGUGAAUUUCAGGAAAAAGAACAAACAUGUUACAACUAAUGUCACUUGAAAUCAUCUCCUGUGUCCACUCUUGAAUUUCCACUAAUUGAAUGAUAGCAGAUCAGUUCUAAGCACAACUUCAUCCUGCACUCAUGCAAAUGUAACCGCUUUCAAAGCUUACCUUAUACAUAUUACACUAUAAGACAGGAUAACACAAUAUUCCUUGUCAUUUGAUCCAUCGUUCAUUAAACAGAAGAUUAAUGCUUUUUAUCGCUCAACUCUUUAACACAAUUGUGGUAAAUAAUGUAAAUGUAAAAAUGCAAGCUUUGUUAAAACGCAGUCCAAAUAAUUACAUGUCCAGAUCACAUUGACAAUUAUAAACCAGCAGAGGUGGGGGGGUCUAAUAGAAAUCGGUCAUGGGAUGGUAAAUAAGUUUGGAUCGGCUUCCAUUGUAAUAUGUGCUUGAUUAUAUAUUUUUGUAUUUAUAUAUUCAUUGCCAAUUUCAUCAGUUGUGUUGAUUGAAUAAAGAGAGAAUGCUCCAAGGAUUUAUCACUCUUUGCUAAUUUAUUUAUUAAAGGGAUAGUUCACCCAUUUACUCACCCUCAUGCUAUCCCAGACUUUAUUUUUUUGAACAAAGAUUUUUAGAAAUACAUUUCAGAUCUGUAUGUCCAUACAAUGCCAAUGAAUGGUGGCCAGAACUUUGAAGGUCCAAAAAGCAUAUAAAGGCAGCAUAAAAGUAAUCAAUAUGACUCCAGUUGUUUAAUUAAUGUCUUCUGAAGUGAUAUGAUAGGUGUGGGUGAGAAACAGAUCAAUAUUUAAGCCAUAUUUUACUAUAAAUUCUCCUCUCUGCCCAGUAGGUGGUGAUAUGAAUGAAGAAUGUGAAAGCAGAAAAAAAAGUAAAUACUGAGAGAAUUUUCAUUUUUGGUUGAACUAUCCCUUUAAGGAGCAUAAAUAAGUCUUCAGGGUUGCUGCCUUUUAAGGGAAAAUGAUGCCAGGGAUUGCCUUAGACAGUUUAAAAUUGUAGUUUCCAUUCAGGACUUGUGCUUGUUUGCCUGUUUUUCAAUGUGUGUCAUUUGCUAACAGUUUGCAACCGAUAUAACUGACAUUGCCAAAUCUAGUACUGCACUGGUCUUAAUUAAAAUGCCAUGCUGUCCAUGUAAAUUAAAACACUAUGUAAGACAACAUGCUUCCUAAAUGAUUUUUUUUCCAAUCCUUAACAUUGCAUGGAUUAUUUUUAAUGAGGUUAAUUGUUCUGUUCAGAAGAUUUAUUUAUCUCCACCAGUUCAACAAUGGGCUUUGUGUCUGCUCAUUUGGUGUUGUUCACAAAAAAAGGUACACAUGCAAUUCCAGUUUCAUCAAGAACAUUUCCAAUUACAUAAGCCUCUAGUGGUAAAACAUUUUAGUGGACUUACUGCAUCACAAAGUAAAGGAAAAACUCCUUUCAGAACACACCUGUCUCUGAUGCUUGUAAAUGGACAAUAAAGCAUGAAACAUCUGGUGAUGUACGAAUGCUUCUGCUCAAGUUAACCAAAAAACCUGGUGUGAAAUUAGUGGGUGAAAA
Molecule: messenger RNA, 3321 nt
Organism: Xyrauchen texanus (razorback sucker)
Lineage: Eukaryota; Metazoa; Chordata; Actinopteri; Cypriniformes; Catostomidae
Gene: c26h6orf136
Product: chromosome 26 C6orf136 homolog
Exons: 7
Coding region: 367-1653 (428 amino acids)
Source: RefSeq, a predicted model, not a curated record